GGCUAAUCAUGCUUAAAAGGAGUUAACUAUUUGUUCAAUUUCUUCGACGGCAUUUUUGUUAAUGGUGCAAACAUGCAGUGAUGCCUAUGUUUUUACAUGGUUGCUGUUGCUACGAGGUUGCUGUUGCUGAUUUACUUAAGGAAUCUGCCUAAAGCGACCGUUUUUCUCCAACUGUUUUGGAAUUUUAAACAGGCAGCCUGCAGGUCGGCUAACAUUUUUGAACAUGGUCUUAAAUAGCAGCGUAAACGAAAAUGUGUCUGAGGCCUUCAACUUGGAAUACUUGGAGUUCCGAAUCACAAAGAUAUCAUUGUACAUUCUGAUCUUUACUCUUAGCUGUAUCGGCAACAGUUUAGUUGCUAUUGUUAUCAUAAGAGCUAAAGGGACAUGGACGUCGGCAAAUGUACUGAUACUAAACUUGGCUCUUUGCGACCUCAUUUUACCUACUCUAAGUAUCCCGUUUGAUUUGGCCCUAGAAGAGGUCAACUACAUUUGGCCAUUUGGCAGCGGGAUGUGCAGAGUUUUAUGGCCAUUCCAGACUGCGUUUUCAACUUCUUCAUCGUUGACUCUCGUAGCGAUCAGCUUGGAUAGGUACAGAACUAUUGGGAAACCUUUAUCAAGGCGCGUUUCCACUGGGAAAAUCCUUGUGUUCUCGUCGACAAUUCAUGUCAUUUCCAUCGGUCUGUGUGUUCCUUAUUUUAUUGCGCUAGAUUACAAUGAGGCUCAAGGUUAUUGUGUUGAAAGCUGGUCUAAUUUCAGUCACCGACAAGCGUACACCAUUGUCCUGUUCCUAUGCCAAUAUGCCUUGCCUUUGGUAACGAUGUGCGUAGCAUACCUGCUUAUCUACCGCAGUUUGCGUUUAAACACGGCGAGACUUUUUUCCGCGAAUCGAAAGGGUCAGCAUCGUCGCAACUCAAGCAGAUUGUCGACUAUCAUGGACGACAUGGAAUUUAAAAGAAAAGAACAAAACAUUCGUUUGGCAAAAAUGUUCGUUUUUGUUGUCGUCGUGUUUGCAAUCAGCAUGUUUCCAAAUCAAAUUCUCUGGCUUUGGGUGGAUUUUGGAGAUGGCGCUGAGAACAAAUUCUUUCAUUAUAUUUCAGUGGUGUGCCGACUUUUUACGUACGCUAACAGUGUUUUAAAUCCAUUCAUUUAUGCCUUAAAAAGCAGAGAAUUCAGGGCCGGGUUUGCAAGGAUUGGUCGGCAAAGUAUGCAGCCAUUGAGAAAGAUUAGCACAACAAGGGCAAAGGACUUGUCACGAUGGCCCCAUUUAAAGAGCCUUCAAAUCCCUGACGUUGAUGACAAGCAGGUGACAAUGCUGAUUGUUGCAAAUGUUCCUGAAGUCCAAGUGCAUGAAGAAUUGAGUGUAAAUUUUUUGACGUAUGGUGAUGAGCUGUCAGAUCAGCAGAUGAGACAAUUCCUGAGGCUUGAUAACAUUUACAUGAACAGGAUUUUCAAGAAAGCUAUGUCAGUUGAAGACCAAGAGGCACUGAAAAGGAUGGUAAACUCAGUGCGUGAAGUAGAUGGUCAUUAUGAAAUUGGCAUGUUGUGGAAAAGUGACACCCCUUGGCUGCCAAGCAAAAAGCAAAUGGCAGAAGCAAGAUUUCAAUCCUUAAAGAGAAAACUUUAA
Molecule: messenger RNA, 1624 nt
Organism: Orbicella faveolata
Lineage: Eukaryota; Metazoa; Cnidaria; Anthozoa; Scleractinia; Merulinidae
Product: galanin receptor type 1-like
Biological process (GO): G protein-coupled receptor signaling pathway
Cellular component (GO): plasma membrane
Molecular function (GO): G protein-coupled receptor activity
Source: RefSeq, a predicted model, not a curated record